Dermacentor andersoni is the source of this 1792-nucleotide messenger RNA. NCBI's taxonomy places the organism in Eukaryota, Metazoa, Arthropoda, Arachnida, Ixodida, Ixodidae. The record is from RefSeq and is a predicted model, not a curated record.
AUGAACGUCCAAGCACGAGGUGCCAUUGGAGCAAUCUUCUUCCUGAGCUCACUGGACGUCUCAGCCGCAGUGAAUCGAAGCGACAGCUUUCCUGAGCCCAUCUGGAUUGGUGACAACGCCCUGCAACAUGGGACAGUGGCCAGGCUUCUAGGCGACCCCCUGACGCCCGGUUACCCCUCGCACGGUGGCCUGCAUCGGCUGAGCGUGCAAGAAUCUGGCCUGCCCUCCAUCCCAGCGCAGCCGAUAAACGAGGACGAUGCCCGAGACAUAUUCCGGUACAUGACGGAAGUAGCGUGUCCUGAGCAGUGGGAUCCCCACUUGAAUGUCCAGUGCGCCCUUGUUUUGGAUCCCCACACGACGCUCCGGAUAAGGACGCACAACAUCAUGACUGUCGCCACAUUCGAGAACGUCAUCGGCAUGUGGAGGGGAAACAUCGAACCAGACCGGCUGGUGGUACUGGGCGCCAGGGCCUCGCGGAUAAUGACCAGCCCAAACCUCCAGAACCAGUGGUUUCCCGUAAGCCAGGUCCUGCAGCAGACCAUCGCCUUCCGAGCCCUGCGCCGCAUGGGAUGGCGCCCGCGGCGCAGCCUCGCCUUCGUGCUCUGGCACUCGGACGAGCACGGCGCCCAGGGCUCCGCCGAGUGGGUCGAGGACCGCGCCGGCCUGCUCCGCAAAGGGGGCGUGCUCUACGUGGACAACAGCCCGGUCGUAGGAAGUCUGUUCGAACCGCACGCGUCCCCGGGCCUGUUUUCAUCGCUGAGAGAAAUAACAAGCAGGGUGCAUCCAGAUGGACGGGAGGAAACGCUGAAGUCUACCUGGCAGUCGCAACCUCACACCCCAAAAAACGCUGACGGGGAACCAAUGGCGCUGCCCGUGACCGGCCAUUCAGACGACGGUCCGUUCGCUUUCGCUGCUGGGAUGCCUACCCUCGCUGUGUCCUUCGGUGAACAUUCUGUACUCGCCCGAAGGCAUUCCCUUUCCCGGCCUCGAAGAUGUGCUUAGGCUAAAGCCCGUCAACAAAGUAGCAUUCAGAAAACAUCUGGCCCUCCUUAUGGAAAGCAUCACACAAGCUACAGAACUAAUGACUGUAACCCCUUUUUAAACUUUGCUCUCUCCAGCCGGAGCUGGAGGACCCACUGGAAAUAAAAGGUACCCUCUAGACUCGGUAUCGAUGUAACCAAAACAAAAAGAAGAGGAAUUGCUGCCAGUAGCUCAAGUUAAACUAUGCAAAAUUAUUAUAAAUAAUAGAUUUAAAGUACAAAUCGUAUUCGGAAAAAAAAAAAAAUCUAGCGCGUUGUCAGAAACACCCAUUGAAGUCGUUUCUAUGACGUCAUCUGUUACACACUUAUUUUUUCCUGGCUCUGACGAAAACCAGCGAAAUAUGAAAAUAAUGACGUCACUGUACUAUUAUGCCCCUGGAUAUGGCAGCGCUUUCUAUCGUCUUUCGAGAGAAGGAAGCCCGCGAGAGCGCAGUCACGUCAUUAUUUUCAUAUUUCGCUGGCGUUCUUGUUAGUAAGGGGGGAAAAGGCCAUGUAAAAGAUAACGUCACGGAAAAAACUUCUUUGGGUGUUUUUGAACACGGCCCUACAACCUUUCAAAUACGACUUAGCCCUAAAACGAAUAUUGAAAUUUUUGCAUAACUAACCGUAAUUAAUUUGCUAACUCACCGCACUUCGGAUAAUAGAGUAUACCUCAAGAUGACGGCGAACAAUAUAGCUGUGGUCUCAUUCGUCUAAGGUGUAACACUCUAUUUUUAAACCUUGGUUGUAGUUACGUGAAACACCCGUUAUAC